Molecule: messenger RNA, 1098 nt
Organism: Exophiala aquamarina CBS 119918
Lineage: Eukaryota; Fungi; Ascomycota; Eurotiomycetes; Chaetothyriales; Herpotrichiellaceae
Product: 3'(2'),5'-bisphosphate nucleotidase
Exons: 1
Coding region: 1-1098 (365 amino acids)
Biological process (GO): phosphatidylinositol phosphate biosynthetic process; sulfate assimilation
Molecular function (GO): 3'(2'),5'-bisphosphate nucleotidase activity
Source: RefSeq, a predicted model, not a curated record
AUGCCGCUCUCCUAUGCCGAAGAGCUGGAAGCUGCCCUCCGCGCCGUCCACCUUGCUUCACACGCAACAAAAUCCCUACUCCCUUCCCAGGACAAAGGAUCCACUUGGAAAUCUGACCACAGCCCCGUGACGGUGGCCGACUACGCAUCUCAGGCCUUGCUCAUCGCCACCGUCGCUCAUUCCUUUCCCAACGACCACUUCCUGGGUGAGGAGUCGGCCGCCGAACUGCGCCGCAGCCCCUUGCUCGCUGAGCAAGUCUGGGACCUGGUAUCGGAGACAUUGCGGCAGAGCCCUCACCCCGAAGCCGCGGCACUCCUGCGCGAUGAAUUGAAGGGGGUGGACGAUGUGUUCCGGUACAUCGACAUGGGCGGAGAAGGCAUGGGUGGGCCCGACAGCGGGCGCUUGUGGGUGUUGGAUCCGCUCGACGGCACGGCCGCGUUUUUGAAAGGCACCCAGUACGCGUUGUCGCUUGCUCUGCUGCAGAAUGGGACGCAACAGGUCGGGGUGGUCGGAUGUCCGAACCUGCCAUUUGACGCUGCGGUUUCUCCUUCUGAGUUUGCUGAGGUCAGCGAGAACCUCGUCGACACUGAUGGCCACGGCUGCAUCCUCAGCGCCGUCAAGGGCUGCGGGGCGUUUGUGCGCAAGAUGGGAGCCAAGGACUAUCUGGGUCCGCCAACGAGGGUGGCGAUUAUAGAGAGUAAUGAUACAGGCAUUGCGAAGCGCAUCCGUCUCGUCCAGCCGAGCAACAAAUCCUACGAUGCGGAGAAGCUGCAGGAGUUUGCGCGUCAGGUUGGUGCCCCCUGGCCAGGCACGCAGCUCUGGUCAUCGCAGAUGAGGUUCGCAGCCCUGGCCAUCAGCGCCGGCAAUGUCCAGGUCGCAUUUCGUAUUCCCCGGGACUACCACUCGUGCGUCUGGGACGUGGCGGGCGGGGCUUUGGUUGUCGAAGAAGCCGGCGGGAAAGUCACUGACGCCAAUGGAAAGGAGCUGGAUUUCACCCGAGGGCGCAGGCUCGAUAACAACUGGGGCAUUGUCGCGGCACCCGCGGCCAUUCAUCCGAGGAUGUUGAAGGUCGCAAGAGCGGUAGAUGAGGGUGGCUAG